Messenger RNA from Oldenlandia corymbosa var. corymbosa, 1782 nucleotides. Lineage: Eukaryota; Viridiplantae; Streptophyta; Magnoliopsida; Gentianales; Rubiaceae. The record is from the annotation of a GenBank genome assembly.
CCUCAGCCCAUUACUCACACAGAGUGGACCCCACUGCCCCCCAAAAUUUUUUCCCCAUUCUCUCAUCUCUUGUCUCUCCUCUCCUCUCUUCUCCUCUCUUCUCUCUGUGUGUGUGACUGUGUGUGUGUCACAGUGGAAGAAAGAACAAAUAAAAGAAGAAGAGACAAACUCCAACACAAAAACCUUUCAAUCAUUUCCCCCAAAUUUUUUGGCUCCGUUGUUUUGAACAGAGCAUCAUAGCCCUAGGGAAAGAAGGAGCUCCUCCAUCCCCAAUCUGACCCGACCCAGAUCCUAAAAAACAACCCCAACAUGUUUCUUCUAGAUUGGUUCUACGGGGUGUUAGCCUCCUUGGGUUUGUGGCAGAAAGAGGCCAAGAUCUUGUUUCUCGGCCUCGAUAACGCCGGAAAGACCACCCUUCUGCACAUGCUCAAGGACGAGAGACUGGUGCAGCAUCAGCCGACCCAGUACCCGACGUCGGAGGAGCUGAGCAUUGGGAAAAUCAAGUUCAAAGCUUUUGAUUUGGGUGGCCACCAGAUCGCUCGCCGCGUCUGGAAGGAUUACUAUGCCAAGGUUGAUGCUGUGGUGUACUUGGUGGAUUCCUAUGACAAAGAGCGCUUUGCUGAAUCAAAGAAGGAAUUAGAUGCUCUCUUAUCUGAUGAGGCUCUUGCUAAUGUUCCUUUCCUCAUUCUGGGUAACAAGAUUGACAUCCCUUAUGCUGCCUCAGAAGACGAGCUGCGCUAUCACCUUGGUCUAACAGGUGUUACCACUGGCAAAGGGAAGGUGAAUCUUGCAGAUUCCAAUGUCCGUCCUAUAGAAGUGUUCAUGUGCAGUAUCGUGCGCAAAAUGGGAUACGGAGAUGGGUUCAAGUGGGUAUCUCAAUACAUAAAGUAAUGGCUACCAAAGGGCCUUUCUGAAACGAUUGAUUCGUUCACUAUCCUCCAAUUUAUCACGACUCUCUUAGUUUGGGUUUUAGAUUUGUACGAUUCAUGUUUUUCUCUGCUUUUUGUGUGUUAUGAGAAUUAUGAUUAUUAUUCAAAUCGUCAAUUAUUACACCCACCUUGUAAAAUCUACUGGUAGCCGGGACUGCAGCGACAUUUACAUCUGUCACAAAAUUUUUUCCUGCUGCCGAAAUCUACUAUUAUUGUGGUAGAAAUGAUACUUAUUCUUAGGACAGAGUCUUCCUAGUUUUUUGUGGGCUGCCUUGCUUUGUAGAAAUAAUACCAUUGGCAUAGUGUUUUUUUAUUUUGCUUAUGAUUUCACAUUGUGGUACAAUCAUGAUCUUGCUUUGCCAGUCUUGUGUUAUGAUUCUGCCUGGCAUGGUGUUUUUGGCUGCUUACUUCUUCUUCCCUUCUCGGUGUCAAAUGGGAUUUGGUUCACUGACCCGAAGAUCCAUGUGCCUUUGCUUGUGACAAUGUGGUAAGUUGUUUCUGAGUUUCUUCUUCUUGGCACAGCGGGAGUAUCUGGUAGAUGGUAAUCUUUAGAAUUUAGGUCACACAGCCAAUUUUCAGGAAUUCUGUUGUCAUUAUAAAAACUUCAUUCUGCAUCUGGCAUCCAAAUUUUCAUUCUGCCUUGCUCACAGCCGCAUGAACUCAUAGUUUUGUUGGAAAACACGAAUGUGCACCUGCUAACCAGCUACAUGAAAUCAUGCCCACGCCUGUAUCUUAUUAUGUCUGUUUAAUACGCAUACAGCACUACUAUUGCAGGGAAAUCAGACACAUUCGGGAAGCUUGUGUCGAUGUGACUAGGUGUGUAAAAUGAAUAUUCUGGGAUCUUUGAUCAAAC